ACACUAUUUUAUUUAAUCAUCAUUUAACGCCUCGAAAAAGUUAUAAAACGGCUCAAAUGGGCCAACAUGGGCCUUGAGGACUUCAACUCUGACGCUGAACUCCACUUAACGGGCCACACACACUUCGUCUCCAAGCUUUCGACCAAAAGAGAUUGAGCGAUUCGCAGACUCGAGGACGCGACUGUGAGAGAGAGAGAGAGAGAGAAUGGUGUCGUCAUCAUCGAGAGGAGAGAUGGAGAAGAUGGGAAUCGAUCAGCUGAAGGCGUUAAAGGAGCAAGCAGAUCUGGAAGUGAAUCUCCUUCAAAAUAGUCUUAACAGCAUCCGUACAGCCACCGUCCGUCUUGAUGCUGCCGCCGCAGCUCUCAACGAUCUCUCUCUUCGACCUCAAGGUAAGAAGAUGCUUGUACCACUGACUGCUUCUCUAUACGUUCCUGGGACACUUGAUGAAGCUGAUAAGGUUUUGGUUGAUAUUGGCACUGGUUACUUCGUCGAGAAAACAAUGGAUGAUGGAAAAGAUUAUUGUCAGAGGAAGAUUCACUUGCUCAAAUCCAACUUUAACUAACUUUUUGAGCAGGAUUAUCAGUCGAUAUUCUGGAAAACCUCUUGCUGCAGCCAUUUCUUCUUGGUAAGUGUUUAUGUUUUGAAGCUGUGGAUUGACUCGGUAUUGUUGUAAAGCGUGGAGAGGUGCAAUGGAAAUGAGACAGUAUAUAUAGAGGUUUGACAGGUAUUAGGGUUUUGGGAUAGAUUACAUAGGAAAUCUUAAUUAGCACGGUUUGGAUAUCUAAGAAAAUAUGUAAAUCGGCAUAUACGGUGAACAAAUAAGGAUAAUAUCUUUUUGGUUAGAAGUAGUUGACAAAUAUUGAAUGUGGAGAGAAUAUUGAAUUGAUAUUCUUACCCUUUUUUAGGAAAACUAAAUGAUUUAUAAUGUAGUAAUAACUGUUGAAUAUACGCAAUAAUCAAUCAUAGUAAUUGUUAGGAUUUUGUUGUUUUGGAAAGUAUUAUUAGUAGGAUACAAUAUUAUUAACCCGAAAUUCUUGCCUUUUUUUUUGGAAAGUUUCAUUAUUUGGAUCCGUAAUCAAAACUUGCGGGUCAUUUAGUCGGGUCAAAAUCAAAAAUCCGGGUCAAAAUCUUAGUAAUUACCCGACCCGAUUUGGGUACCCCAAAAACUGCUGCAAAAAUGUAUA
Arabidopsis lyrata subsp. lyrata is the source of this 1184-nucleotide messenger RNA. Its product is annotated as probable prefoldin subunit 5. Gene Ontology annotation, cellular component: cytoplasm; prefoldin complex. The record is from RefSeq and is a predicted model, not a curated record. Gene Ontology annotation, biological process: protein folding; regulation of DNA-templated transcription. The transcript has 4 exons. Bases 206 to 562 code for a protein of 118 amino acids. NCBI's taxonomy places the organism in Eukaryota, Viridiplantae, Streptophyta, Magnoliopsida, Brassicales, Brassicaceae.